UCACAACAUCCACCACCUGCGUGGCCUGCGCAGGAAGCAGCAAAGGAAUGGCCUCUCUCCGCCACCUCGCCGCCAGCCCCUCCUGCCACCAUCACCACGCCGCCUCCCUCCAGCUCCGUCGCCUGCCCUCCUGCCCCCGCCCCCUCCGCUCCCGCCUCUUCACCCGGAUUUAUGCUCUCUCCAGCAAUGACAUCAGGGUUGGCACCAACGUAGAGGUCGACGGCGCGCCAUGGAAAGUUCUAGAGUUUCUCCACGUCAAGCCCGGAAAAGGUGCUGCUUUUGUCAGGACAAAAAUGCGCAAUUAUGUCACUGGCAACACAGUUGAGAAAACCUUUCGGGCUGGAAGUACGCUACAGGAACCAUCCCUUUCCAAGGAAACCAAGCAAUUUACAUACAAGGAUGGCUCCCAGUUCGUGUUUAUGGAUCUGACAACAUUUGAAGAAAGUCGGUUAAACGAAGCAGAUGUCGGUGACAAGCAAAAAUGGCUGAAAGAGGGAAUGGACUGCAAUUUGUUGUACUGGAAUGGGAAGAUCAUUGAUUUUGAGCUGCCCAUCACCGUUAGAUUGACUGUGACUGAUACUGACCCCGGGGCAAGCGAUAGUGUACAAGGAGGAACAAAACCCGCAACCCUGGAAACUGGAGCUGUUGUCACGGUGCCCUCUUUUGUGAACGUAGGCGAUGAUAUACUAGUUGAUUCAAGAACCGGACAGUACAUGAACAGAGCAUAGAGGGUUGAAGAGGAUUUUGGAUUUGAAGAGAGCACUAGUUUUUUGUUCGACCAUUUUAACCCCAUUCACAUGUAUGAAUGCUUGCAUCUUUUGCCCCCAGGAUUUCCUUUGCAAGUGGAUCCUCGCUACGAGACAAACGGAAAAUUAUGUUCAAAACCUUCAGCUCAUAAUUUCAUAUCUCAAACUCUGAUUAUUACUGAUUAA
This is a messenger RNA of Setaria italica (foxtail millet), 932 nucleotides long. RefSeq names its product elongation factor P. The coding region runs from base 48 to 728 and encodes 226 amino acids. The record is from RefSeq and is a predicted model, not a curated record. Gene Ontology annotation, biological process: translational elongation; peptide biosynthetic process. Gene Ontology annotation, molecular function: translation elongation factor activity. Gene Ontology annotation, cellular component: cytoplasm. NCBI's taxonomy places the organism in Eukaryota, Viridiplantae, Streptophyta, Magnoliopsida, Poales, Poaceae. The transcript has 7 exons.